GUGUGAAAGAAGGAAAGGGGCGGAGGCCGUGUGUGUAGAGGGGACACUAAGAGGGACGGGGCAGAUAUGUGGAAGAGCACUCGGGGUUGGUGUAGGGGCAGAUAAAGCAAUGCCAGGGGCAGGAGCGGUCUCCCUGUAAUCCGGGGAUGGAGAAUCAGGAUCUGAUCAGCGCAUCGGAGAUUAUCAAAGAUCGCUUAUAUUUUGCAACCUUGAGGAACAAACCAAAGAGCACAGUAAACACUCACUAUUUCUGUUCAGAUGAGGAAUUUGUGUAUGAGAACUUCUAUGCAGAUUUUGGGCCCCUAAACCUUGCUGUUCUGUACAGGUUCUGCUGCAAACUCAACAAGAAGCUAAAGUCCUUUAGCCUUUCGGGAAAGAAGAUUGUUUAUUACACAUGCUUUGACCAGAAGAAAAGAGCUAAUGCAGGGUUUCUAAUUGGUGGAUAUGCGGUUAUUUAUUUAAAGAAGACUCCAGAAGAGGCAUACAGAGCUCUGCUGAGUGGGGCUAGCCCCCCAUACCUCCCUUUUAGAGAUGCCUCAAUUGGAACCUGCACAUACAAUCUCACCAUUCUGGACUGUUUGCACGGAAUCCGAAAGGCUUUACACCUUGGGUUUUUUAACUUUGAGAGGUUUAACGUGGCUGAAUAUGAACAUUACGAGAGAGUGGAAAAUGGGGACUUCAACUGGAUUGUCCCUGGAAAAUUUUUGGCAUUUAGCGGGCCUCACCAGAAAAGCAAAAUUGAAAAUGGUUACCACCUACACGCACCAGAAUCAUACUUCCCGUAUUUUAGAAAGCACAACGUCGUAGCGGUGAUACGUCUCAAUAAGAAGAUUUAUGAUGCCAGUCGGUUUACCGAUGCCGGGUUUGAGCACUACGACCUAUUCUUUGUGGAUGGAAGCACGCCCAGUGAUGGCAUAGUACGGAGAUUCCUAAGUCUUUGCGAAAACACAGAUGGGGCUAUUGCUGUUCACUGCAAAGCCGGCUUGGGCAGGACAGGCACCCUCAUAGCUUGCUACAUUAUGAAGCACUACAGGUUCACUCAUGCCGAGGCAGUUGCAUGGAUAAGGAUAUGUCGGCCUGGCUCUAUCAUUGGCCCCCAGCAGCACUUCUUGGAAGAGAAGCAGACCUGGCUGUGGCUUCAGGGUGACCUUUACAGGAGUAAACAGAAGCAGAUGCAGCUGGAGGAUGGACCUGUAGCCCAGAUCCUGUCAGACUUUGAGGACAUGUCGGUGAGCGAGAGGCUGUAUCGCCAUCUGAACUUGGAUAAAUCAGGGGAGUAUAAUUCGGAUGAAGAAUCGGAUCAGAAAAAUGGUCUCACCCAGGGAGACAAACUCCGUGCCUUAAAGAGUAAGAGACAGCCGCGGUCAGCAACUACUGGAGCACUAAGGCUGGAGGACAUGAAGUCACACGCAAGAUCUGCCACAUCACAGCCCUUCAGGGUGAUUGCUGCCAAUAGUGCCCAGGGCUCAAUGUCUCCGUUGAAAUCAUCCAGGGUUUGUGCGUCCACAUCGGCCACCGCAAGGAGAGUCGGGCAGAGUUUGCUAUCUUCCAGCAGCAAAGGAAAAAGGUGCGUGCUGUGGUGUAGCAUGGAAAUGCAUAGUAUGAGUGCUGUUUUUGCCGGCUCGCUUGGGAAUCUGAAUGCUGCUCUGGAAGAGAUAGACAGCAGACGAAACGCUUCUCCCUCCCGCCCCAGCUACCCCCCAGCUCUUCCCGACAGGCUGUAUCCCUCCCACGUUCGUGGCCGGAGUCAAGGCGAGCUAAACAAUAACCGCAACCAGAUUACUCUGGGCGCCAGUAGUAACACCUACGGAUCCUUCCGCCCCUCCUACUCAGGCCUUUCUCCCAAUGCACGUUACCUCAGCCGCUCUAUUCCCUCCCUUCAAUCUGAAUCUGUUCAGUUCUAAAGGCAGACAGACACCUGUAAGUCCAUUUGCCGGGAUCAGUUCUCUGCAGCAGAAGGAUGGAGUAGAGACCAACGAGAAGAGCCCAGUCUCCAGAUAAAAUAUUUCAACCUACAACACUAAAAACAAUAGGACACUUACAGGUGUCUCUUCUAUAACCUGGACUCCAAACAACGCUGACACUUUUGUUGUUAUUUUUUGGGGGAAAAAAACAUUUGGAAUUUUAUAUUGAAAUAUUUUUUUAAGGAACUUUACCUUGAUGUGUACAUAUCCUAGUCUUGUUCACAAUCGUACUUUUAGGUAAAAAGAAAUAUAUUUUUAGCAUCUUCUAGUUUAUAUGUAUAUUAAGCAUAUGAUAUGUUUUAAAAUCUUACAGGAUAUAUUUUCAUGUUAGGAAUUAUUUGUAACGGAAAAAUCAGAACGUAUAUAUUUUUCUGUAUAGGGUAUUUUUAUAAUGUUUGCAGUGACUAAGUAUUUCUAAUUGAGGGAUUCACUAUUGCUGGGCUGAGUUCCCCUUUAUUUGAAGUAGGCGAUAGGCUGCGGUUAUGUGAGCUCUAAGUGGGUGUGGUUAACUAAAGCUCCACCCAAAUCUCACUUAUACCCACCCACAACAUGCAGUAUAUUUUGGGAUGGAUGCCCAGAGUAUUUAUAGAAGUGCCUGAAAUAUACAUCCUGUCUGAUUACCCAUUUUUAAAUGCUUUGUAAUGCUUCAUACAAUACACAUUUAUGCUGUGAAAUGGGCGAAACACCCGGGUGUACAAAAGUAAUAAUAAUAUGUGAAUGUUUUGGUUUUUAACUUAAUCUUUCCAAAAGCUCAAAAAAGAAAGCAAAAAGAACUACUGACGUCUCAAAUGACAUUUGUAUUUUGACAAACAUGAAUUAUAGUAAUUAAAUAAUUCAUGGAUUUGUAAAUGUAACAAACAGUGUAUAAUUUAGUAGGCAAUUACCUGUUUUAGAGUUAGAAGAACAUGGUUAAAUGUGUCUAAUAACAUAAUUUACAGACAUGACUGUUAUGGCCAUUAUUACACAGUAGGAAUGAGGGUUCAGUAUUAAAUUAUCUUCGUACAGCAGCGGUUUCUUUGAUUAUGUGUGUUUUGUAAAGAAAAGGACAACUUUUAAUCUAUUUUUUUUCCCAAAAUGAUUUAAUUCUGGUUUAUUUAUAAAAUUGCAUCGAAGCUUUUCAUGUCAGCAAAACUUGACUUAAUGGAUUGUUGCUAGUCUGCUCAUUGCU
Molecule: messenger RNA, 3132 nt
Organism: Spea bombifrons (plains spadefoot toad)
Lineage: Eukaryota; Metazoa; Chordata; Amphibia; Anura; Pelobatidae
Gene: CDC14A
Product: cell division cycle 14A
Exons: 16
Coding region: 147-1904 (585 amino acids)
Biological process (GO): cilium assembly; microtubule cytoskeleton organization; positive regulation of cytokinesis
Cellular component (GO): spindle pole; mitotic spindle; centrosome
Molecular function (GO): protein serine/threonine phosphatase activity; protein tyrosine/serine/threonine phosphatase activity
Source: RefSeq, a predicted model, not a curated record